Molecule: messenger RNA, 627 nt
Organism: Fusarium pseudograminearum CS3096
Lineage: Eukaryota; Fungi; Ascomycota; Sordariomycetes; Hypocreales; Nectriaceae
Exons: 3
Coding region: 1-627 (208 amino acids)
Source: RefSeq, a predicted model, not a curated record
AUGGCUCGACUUCCGCGCACCGAGAGGCUCCCCCUUGCUGCUCGCAAAGAUGUCCGAGAUUCUUGGGAGGUCAGGAGGGGCGAUCAUGAGGGAAAUCUCUCUAGAAUACUUGACCAGCCUUGGACCAUUGUCGUUGACCCAUUAGCCAUCCACCCUUACGCCCAAGGUUCCUGGUGCGAAUCUUCCAUCGGAUACGUCAUUGCCAGUUAUGUUGAAGGUGCUUUUGAUCGAUUGCGCGAUUUUGUUGAUCAGAAUGGAAACGAAGCCAGGGAUGAGAUCAACGAGAUAUGUUCCGCUCAUGUUUUAACUAUCGACCAUGAUGAUACAAACACCGUCUCCUACUGUGGUGUCAAAGUCUCACCCGAGAGACAGCUUGUUAUUCUCUUCAGCGGAAACAACCUGGGAACCAAUGCAAGUGAUGCUGCUAACAGCAGCAAUCUCACCAAAGCGCUGACCGACGUCCCUUCGCCAAGACCCAUGAACUUCACUGCCAGAAACUCGAUCAGAAACGGCUACAACCCUCGUAUCGAACAGAUCCAACAAAGACUCAAAGAGAUGCUUCAGCAGGAUGUCUCCCUUGUUCCCAAUUUCGAAACAAAUUUCGAGAGGCAAUACCAGUGCUUGUAG